Messenger RNA from Medicago truncatula (barrel medic), 1281 nucleotides. RefSeq names its product F-box/LRR-repeat protein 2. The coding region runs from base 1 to 1281 and encodes 426 amino acids. Gene Ontology annotation, cellular component: SCF ubiquitin ligase complex. The transcript has a single exon. NCBI's taxonomy places the organism in Eukaryota, Viridiplantae, Streptophyta, Magnoliopsida, Fabales, Fabaceae. Gene Ontology annotation, biological process: SCF-dependent proteasomal ubiquitin-dependent protein catabolic process. The record is from RefSeq and is a predicted model, not a curated record.
AUGAAACGCACACCUAGUUCAAUGCCAAUGAAAAGGAAGAUGACAGCUUCUUCUCUCAAAUCUUCUUCACAACAAUUGGAUGAAGAAGAAGCAUAUUUAUAUUUACCCGACGACUGUUGGGAAUCUAUUUUCAAAUUCAUCCUUAACGACAACAAUCGUCACCGUUUGAAUCCUCGUCCUUGUUUCAAUUCUCUAUCCCGCGUCUCCAAACAGUUCCUCUCUAUAACAAAUUCUCUCCUAUUCUCACUCACUGUCAAUCCCUCAACAGUCCCUUUCGUCAAAGGCCUACUCCAAAGGUUCACCAACCUCACCUCCCUUCACCUCAACUCCCGCUUUGACGUUGUCAACGAUAUUCUUUGCUUACUAUCUCAAUUCCCAUUGAAGAAACUCACAUCCCUCGCUAUUACCAGCAACCACAGCUUUCCGGCCAAUGGGUUGCAUGCAUUCUCCCAAAAUAUUAAAACUUUGACCUCUCUCAGUUGUUCCUGUGCUUGGCAUGAUAACAACGAUCUCUUACUCAUUGCCGAUUAUUUCCCCUUGUUGAAACAGCUCAACCUCAGUCGCCCUUCAACGAUCAACAACCCUACUAACUUCAUUACAUCAAUUUGCUCUCUAUUAUCCAAGUGUCCAUGUAUACAACAUUUGGAUCUUCAAAAGACUUAUUUUCUGAAUGAUCAACUUGUUGCCGAGUUGUUUCUUGCGGAUUUGGUGUCUAUAAAUCUUAGUGAUUGUUUGCAUCUCACAGAAUUAGCCUUGUAUUCACUAGUUAGAAACUGUCCUUCACUUUGUGAGAUCAAAAUGGAAUACACAUCUAUCGGGAAAGAGAGUGAAGGGUCUUCGGAUUCUUUGGAGCAGUUUGGUGUAUAUCCUCGAUUGAAGUCUCUCUACUUGGGUCAUAAUCCAUGGUUAAGUGAUGAAAUAAUAAUAAUAUUUGCUUCUAUGUUCCCCAAUUUGCAACAUCUUGAUUUUCCUUGGUGCAAUCGUAUAUCUGAAGAUAUUUGUCAAUUCUUAACGAGAUGUUGUAAGUUAAGGCAUUUGAACUUAGCUGGAUGUCGAAGAGCGAAGCUACUUGGAAUAAACGUUGUAAUUCCCCAGCUGGAGGUGUUGAACUUGUCAUAUACAAAUGUUGAUGACGAAACAUUAUCUGUGAUCUCAAGGAAUUGUUGUGGGCUUUUGCAAAUACUACUGAAAAAUUGCGAUAAUGUCACAAUGAAAGGAGCGAAACAUGUCGUAGAAAACUGCACACAACUGAGAGAGCAUGGAUGCCUUAUAGAAUUCUGA